GUGUUCCUGUAAAACAGUCCGACCCCGACCAUCACUGCUCCUCCCGUCUGUCACAUGUAGCAUAAUGCAUGUAAUUAGCUAAUGUUUGGAAGUGUUAGGGCUGGAGGCACAGCAAGCAAACAGUCUACGGAUGUUUAUUAGCUUAGCAUUUCAUUAGCAGUAACUCCAGGACCACGCCAGACUUUGGAUGGAGUCAGCACCCAGCUUUUCAUUGUUUUAUGUAGUCACAAGAAGGGACCUAAGGGUUCGGGAUUCAGGGCAUCCAGCGCAUCAGCAAGAGAAAAAUGGUCAAAUAUUUCUGUAAUAACACAGACAUUAAAAGUGCAUGGGACCAUGUUGUCGCUGCUUUCUGGCAGAGGUAUCCAAACCCAUUCAGCACCCACGUUCUCACGGAGGACGUUGUGUAUCGGGAGGUAACUGCAGACAAUCGGCUCUUCUCCAGGCGCCUCCUUAUGAAGACCAACCGGUUGCCUCGCUGGGCGGAGCGGUUCUUCCCUGGAGGCAUGUCUCGCUCUGUGUACAUCAUCGAGGACUCCAUCGUAGACCCUGUCAACAGGAGCCUAACCACCUACACCUGGAACCUCAACCACACAACACUCAUGUCGGUUGAAGAGCGUUGUGUUUUCAAGGACUCAGUGGAGCAGCCAGCAACCACACAACUGAAACGGGAGGCGUGGAUAUCCUCAAGCAUUUAUGGCUUCUCCAAACCUAUUCAGGUACAUUUAACCUCUAGCUGCA
Molecule: messenger RNA, 738 nt
Organism: Amphiprion ocellaris (clown anemonefish)
Lineage: Eukaryota; Metazoa; Chordata; Actinopteri; Pomacentridae
Product: PRELI domain-containing protein 1, mitochondrial-like
Exons: 4
Biological process (GO): phospholipid transport
Cellular component (GO): mitochondrial intermembrane space
Molecular function (GO): phosphatidic acid transfer activity
Source: RefSeq, a predicted model, not a curated record